Suillus plorans is the source of this 1074-nucleotide messenger RNA. RefSeq lists its product as uncharacterized. The transcript is spliced from 7 exons. NCBI's taxonomy places the organism in Eukaryota, Fungi, Basidiomycota, Agaricomycetes, Boletales, Suillaceae. The record is from RefSeq and is a predicted model, not a curated record. Bases 1 to 1074 code for a protein of 357 amino acids.
AUGCUCCCUGAAUCAACACCUGCCCGCCCGGACUCCAUCAUCCUCUCACACGAGGUAGCACCCCAAGCACCAAAACCAUGCGGACGGAGUCGUUCAUCAAAAGCUUUCCUACUCCUUCCUUUCCCUACCCCGCAUUCAACAACUGUCCCACCCGUUCCACAGCUCCUAGUCUCUGCCUAUGAAUUGCGGCCAUCAUUGUGUGACAUGCCUGAACAAGCACAACCGCCAUUACGAAUGUAUACUCUACAGAGGCAUACCAUAGGCGAUCAUGACGUGAAACAGCGUUUCCGUUCACAUUGUGCUUAUAUAGAUCCUGUCGAACGUUUUCGGAAACAGUUAGAAUCAGAAGUCGAAGUAGGGGGUUUCACAAGGGAUCUAGAAAGGAAAUUCCUGUCAUGCAACCCCCAAGUGCAGUCCUCGCAAUUUACGUCAAUCCAGCAAAACCAGGGACAUUUCUGGGCACUAUCUUCAAUGGACGUCGCAGAGAUUGAUGAUGUUAAAGUAGCAGUGACGGCAAGGACAAUUGCAAAGGAGAAACGCAUCACACGUAUUUCCAGCGGCUCGCCAAUGAUUGAUCCACCCCCAACCUUCCUUCGCAUCAGCCCGAGAUGUCCACCCGAUCUCACCUGCAGUACCCGAAACGAGAUCUUAUCUGAAGAAAGCACCGCGAACCCACCUUUCUCCCUCUCACGCCAGGACCUGAAACCCACCGAUUUCGCAGUCGACGGAGCUGUUCCACGGUAUUCUGACUCGCUGCUGGGUGUUUGUGUCGAAAUCGAAGUUGAAGCUGGGAUUAGGAUCAGGAUCGGUGGCGCCUCUUCCGCUUCCGAUCAUAUCUACACCCUCUUGUUCUUGCGCAUCACCAACAUCCAGACCCAAACGCGCGUGCAGAGUCCGUACAACAUGCCCCUAACACGAAUGGUGUUCCCCAACGCCUCCCCACCCAGUGUACCCACACCCAAAUACAUCCGCCGCCAGGACUCGCGCUUGUCGAUUCUUUUGAGUGGCUGGAAAGUGGGAGUCGCCUGGGGGUCGAGGGAGCCGAUUCCUGUUGAUAUGUUUCCGAGGCCUUGA